Pyrenophora tritici-repentis Pt-1C-BFP is the source of this 768-nucleotide messenger RNA. RefSeq names its product DUF3455 domain containing protein. Lineage: Eukaryota; Fungi; Ascomycota; Dothideomycetes; Pleosporales; Pleosporaceae. The record is from RefSeq and is a predicted model, not a curated record.
AUGCUCUACUCCACAAUCGCUACGGCACUCCUCUUCGCCGCUUCUGCUACUGCAGCUGCUUUACCUCCUCCUCCCGGCCCCCCAGGUCGUCCCGGCCCUCCACCACCACCUCGUGAACCAUCAUACGUCCCCGCUCGCAAACUCGACAACCUCGCCAAGCUAUUUCCACAAAGCUCUCUUGCAAGCCCAGGAGAUCUAGACUUGAAGUACGUCGUCCUCGGCAUCGGUACACAAAACUACACUUGCGCGAGCUCAGACGACAGUGCGACUCCGGGUACCACCGGUGCUUUCGCCACAUUAUACGACAUCGGCUCCAAGCUGCAAGAUGACUGGAUGGCCAAAUGGAAAAUCGGAUCCAUCGCCCCCGUCGCCCUCGCCCUCCAAGAAUGGGCCCCCCAACUCGUAGACUGGAGCCUCCAAUCCCAAGGCUUCCAACACGUCACUGGCCACCACUUCUUCGCCGACGUCGCAGGAAACAACACACCGACCUUCUCCUUCGACAAGCUCAGCGCACCCUUCCCCAUGAUCCAAGUGGCCAAGCUCGGCGCUACUGAUGCCCCGGCAAAUGCGUGUCGGGGUAAGAACGGGCUGCCUGCCGUUCCGUGGCUGUAUCUUCAACAUCAGGCUGGUAUCACACAGGGUGGCAUCAACACUGUUUACCGUGUUGAAACGGCUGGUGGAAAUAAGCCUGCUACGUGCAAGGGUAUGCCUCCGUCUUGGGAGGUCAAGUAUGCUGCGCAGUAUUGGGUAUACGGUCCUAAGCAGUAA